Myxocyprinus asiaticus (Chinese sucker) is the source of this 3124-nucleotide messenger RNA. Its product is annotated as metallophosphoesterase MPPED2-like. Lineage: Eukaryota; Metazoa; Chordata; Actinopteri; Cypriniformes; Catostomidae. Gene Ontology annotation, molecular function: hydrolase activity. The record is from RefSeq and is a predicted model, not a curated record. Bases 402 to 1286 code for a protein of 294 amino acids. The transcript is spliced from 7 exons.
UUGUGUAUGUGCUCUCUGACCCCAGUGGCAGCGAGCACUCACUGCAUUCUACUUGUCUCUCGCAGGCUCCCCUUCUUCCCACAACGAGGCUGUUCUGUCUUCAGUCCCCCUCCUUUCUCGUCUGUCGCAUUUCGGUGAGAGUUCUAGUGGAGAGAGAGAGAGAGAGAGACCCCGGGGGUCGAAGGUUCUGCCCUGGCUUCCGCGAACUCAACCCCUCACGGCUUCUGAAAUACCCGAUGACCGUCAUCUUUGACACUUCAGCGGACAACCCCGGAGCGAUUUGGGGCCAAAAGAAAAGGUGGUGACUCACAACCAAGCCUUUUGAUUCGACUUGAGAGAUGCUUGCUUAUUGGAUUGGCACUGUUCCGCUGUGACCCGCUCAUGUCCCAACCAGAGGUGCCAUGGCCCGCAGAAUAUCCUCUCAGGGAAAGGUCACCAUCUCCGUGGAUGAGUACAGCUCCAACCCGACCCAAGCAUUCACCCAUUACAACAUCAACCAAAGCCGCUUCCAGCCCCCUCACGUCAACAUGGUAGAGCCACUUCCCUACGAUGCGCCGAAGCCUGUCGGUCAUACGCGUUUCGUCUGCGUUUCAGACACGCACUCGAGGACGGAUGGAAUCCAAAUGCCUUUCGGCGAUGUGUUGCUUCACACGGGCGACUUCACCGAGCUCGGCCUCCCGUCUGAAGUGAAGAAGUUUAAUGACUGGUUAGGUAGUCUUCCAUAUGAGUACAAAGUUGUCAUCGCUGGAAACCAUGAACUUACCUUCGAUAAAGACUUUAUGGCAGAACUCAUAAAGCAGGAUUACUACCGUUUCCCCUCAGUGUCCAAGCUGAGGCCUGAGGAUUUUGAUGACGUUCAGUCCCUCCUUACAAACUGUGUGUAUUUACAGGACUCUGAGGCCACCAUUAAAGGAUUCAGGAUAUAUGGGGCCCCUUGGACCCCCUGGUUUAAUGGAUGGGGCUUUAACUUACCUCGUGGCCAGUCUCUCCUCGAUAAGUGGAACCAGAUCCCUGAAGAUAUAGAUAUUCUUAUGACACAUGGGCCUCCUUUGGGGUUCAGAGAUUGGGUGCCCAAAGAGCUCCAGAGAGUUGGCUGUGUGGAGCUGCUCAACACAAUUCAAAAGAGGGUCCGACCCAAACUUCACACAUAUGGGGGAAUCCAUGAAGGGUAUGGCAUCAUGACAGAUGGCUACACAACAUUUAUCAACUCCUCCACAUGUACAAUCAGCUUUCAGCCCACCAAUCCACCAAUCAUAUUUGAUCUCCCCAACCCAGGGAACUCCUGAGACUCCUUAAAGCUCUGCCCUCUUUUUUUUUUCUUUUUUUUUUUUUACACUUUCAUUGAAUUGUCUUUUUGUACUGCUUGUAUUUAAAAAUGCAUGGAAAUCUGCUAUUUUUUAAAAUUGUAUUGAAGCCCAUGUCAUUAGAAUGACUAUCUGUGGGCAAAAAAUUUGUGAAUUUGUAAUUUGUAUGCAUCAGUUACCUUGUGUUUUUCUUUAGUUUUUGGUCAGGAUAUUAAAAGUGCUUUAUAAAGGUACUCCUAAUUGUGUCAGCAAUACUUGACCAUGUGUAUGAUUUAAUAUUAAUUGUGCUUUGUAAAUUUAUUAUAAAGCUAUUAUUUAAAGUCAUGAAGCCAAUACCUUGUGUGGUGUAUUCAAGUUUGCAUAAAUAAGUGCAUACAUCACUUAUGUUCAAGUGUCUUAUGGGUCUGAUAUUUAUUGCUGCAAUCAGACUUUGCUCUUGUCAAGAAAAUGUAUCUUUAUCUUGCGGACCAUUAAACCUGUUACAAGGCAAGCAUUUUGUUCUCUCUGCCAAUAAUACAAUACGUCAAAAGAUAUGUGAUGUUGGUUUGUAAAUGAGAUGUUGUGAAUGGAAUCUUGCAUUAUUGCUGUGCUGCUUGUGUCCUAUGAUUGCAGUUUAGAAGAGUGUGCUAAUUCUCAAUCAAAAAGAUGUUUGGCCUGAUUGUGUUGGAGUUUUUAGCUCAAGCUAAAAGAGGAAGAGAAUUCUUAAUGUGAUUAGUUGUUUAGUCCUGUCCCAGACAACACCUGUGCAAAUAUUUUAAUAGGUUCUAAUUCCUAUUAAAUCAGGGCCAUUCUUUAAAAAAUCAAACACAUUGUUUGUAGAUCCUGGGUUUGCAAUACCUUUAUUAUUACAUUGGUUAACUGGAAAUUACAUCAUAACACCCCAAGCCUAUGGUUUAAUUUUUCUCCAUAUGAUUGCCAUUAUUAGUUGUGAUGUAUUAAUCUGUGUGUUGCAUAAAAAUGUGUUGCACUGUGGAGCUGCAAUCUCAUAAGCAAAAGAAAAAAAAAAUCUAUUUCAUGUCAUUUCUGAUAUUGUAAAAGCUUUCUUUAUAUGUUUUAACUCAUUUACCUGAGUUUAUAUGCAAAUAAAAUUGCAUAUAAUUUUUCCCAUUUUCAUUGGGUUUUAAGAAACUCCACUUCUUUGCAUAGAAUAUUCAUACAACGAUCAUUCUAGAGACUGUUCUGCAUGAAAAUCCCAGGAGAUCAGCAGUUAUAGAAAUAGUCAAAUCAGCCUGUCUGGCACCAACAAUCAUCCAUUCGAUUAUCUAAUCAGCCAAUCAUGUGGCAGCAGUGCAGUGCAUAAAAUCAUGCCGAUAUGAGUCAGGAGCUUCAGUUAAUGUUCACAUCAACCAUUAGAAUGGGGGAAAAUGUGAUCUCAGUGAUUUGGACCAUGGCAUGAUUGUUGGUUCCAGAUGGGCUGGUUUGAGUAUUUCUGUAACUGCUGAUCUCCUGGGAUUUUCACGCACAACAGUCUCUAGAAUUUACUCCUAAUGGUGCCAAAAACAUCCAGUGAGUGGCAGUUCUGCAGACGGAAAUGCCUUGUUGAUGAGAGAGGUCAACAGAGAAUGGCCGGGCUGGUUCGAACUGACAAAGUCUACAGUAACUCAGAUAACCGCUCUGUACAGUUGUGGUGAGAAGAAUAGUAUCUCAGAAUGUUAUUCUGAGAUGCGGGCUGGCACUGUUUUGGCAUCACGAGGGGGACCUACACAAUAUUAGGCAGGUGCUUUUAAUGUUGUGGCUGAUCAGUGUAUGGUGUGAAUAGGUCCUUACAAACCAAGUUCAAGCUAUCAUGAAAUGAAAAUACAUGCUAUUUACUUUCUUAA